This is a messenger RNA of Meira miltonrushii, 822 nucleotides long. RefSeq lists its product as uncharacterized. The record is from RefSeq and is a predicted model, not a curated record. NCBI's taxonomy places the organism in Eukaryota, Fungi, Basidiomycota, Exobasidiomycetes, Exobasidiales, Brachybasidiaceae. The transcript is spliced from 3 exons. Bases 1 to 822 code for a protein of 273 amino acids.
AUGACUCAUGACGAUUCCGUCAGUCAGCAUAAAGAUCAAGCGACAAGUUCAGAUAGCAGUAGUGAUGCUUCAUCAGCCAGCUCAGGUACAGUUUCCCGAUCUAGAUCAACAUCAUCUCGCAGAAAUCCAAGGCAUACUUCGAGUAGGGGGAAAAGGGCUAUCACGCCGUAUCAGCCGCCAAAUCCUAAUGAUCAAUCGCCCAUGCCAGAUCCAAAUCAACAGACACCCGUCAAUCAAGCUAUUCGUAUCCGUGAACCUGUUGAUAGACCGCCUGAAUUGCCUCGAACACACCCUAUCCAGCAUAAUGAGCCUCCACCACGUUAUGAGCGGCCGAGCAUGAUACAAAGACUAAGGGCAAACGAACGAGAACAACUAGAAACGACCAAAGAUAAAGGGAAGAAAAAAGUAAAAGAGAAUGCACCAUCCAGCUCUAGGAAGCGAAAGCAUUCUUCUACGAAUGAUAAUGAGGCUGGUCCCAGCGGAACCAAACCUUCUGAAGAAAAGAAGCAAAGAGGGUUUUGGACUAAGAUAGCAAUUGUGAAUGGAGUAAGGAAAGGAUGUAAUGCAGCUUGCAGAGCAGGAAGAAAUCAGGCGAAUCGCUUGCGAGAACGAAUCACUGGAAUACCUUCAUCAGGAUUAACUAGAAAAGCAUUUCGACAUGAAAUGAAUCUAUCAAAUCGUCGUAAUUUUGAGAUAAAAAAUCGUCAAUUACUUCAAAUUCAACGUGAACGCAAUCGUCAACAGCUUAUACAGAAUCGUGUAUCCCAUCAACCUAGUCAUUCUACUGCUCGUAUACGGCCUCGAGUACGUUGGGGCAGAUAG